Megalops cyprinoides (Indo-Pacific tarpon) is the source of this 3323-nucleotide messenger RNA. It is a transcript of the gene trappc12, whose product is annotated as trafficking protein particle complex 12. The coding region runs from base 1 to 2394 and encodes 797 amino acids. Gene Ontology annotation, molecular function: protein binding. The record is from RefSeq and is a predicted model, not a curated record. The transcript is spliced from 11 exons. NCBI's taxonomy places the organism in Eukaryota, Metazoa, Chordata, Actinopteri, Elopiformes, Megalopidae. Gene Ontology annotation, cellular component: Golgi apparatus; TRAPP complex.
AUGGAGUGCAACGAGGCGCAGGCACAGAGGCCUGUCACCCUGGAUAUCGCCGGGGAAACGGAGAGCCCGAAGGCCGAGGUCCCCACGGGGGCCCCCGAGGCGGCCUCCACCCCGCCCCCCGACGCCCUCUUCCAGGAGGAGAGCAUCGACCUGGGGGGCGAGGCCUUCGUCACGCCGCAGGACGACAGCCUGUCCGACAACAUCCUGGACAAGCUCAACGACCAGAUGAUGGAGAGCGUGAUGAUAUCGGACUCGCCCAACAACAGCGAGGAUGACGUGGGCCACAUGGAGUCCCUGCUGGAGCCGUUUGAGGACCGGGUGGAGUUCGGGAUGGAGGAGGCGGGGCAGGCGGAGGGGAAGGAGGAGGGGACUCCCACAGAGGCCGCUCCCGAGACCAAGGCGGAGCCCGAGGAGACGCCUCUGACCGCCAUGUCUCCCGACGAAAAACCCGAGGACGCAACGGAGGAAACAGCGGUGGCCGAAAGGGAAACUGACUCAGCCCAGCCACUAGAGGGCACCCCCAGCCCGAGCAGCACAGAGGCUCAGGAAGCAGCAGGGGACACGCACAAGGAGACGCCCAAGGAGGAGUCCAUCCCCGUGUGCACCAUCUUCAGUCAAGGGAACCAGCAGAAAACCCAGGCACUGGUGCCUGAUGGGUUUCAGCCGGCGCUGGUCAAGUCCCCCAGCUUCAGCUGCGGAACAGAGACCCCCAACAAACUGGCCCCCCUGGUGUGCCAGCCGAGCCCCAGCCUGAGCAAAUUCUUCGCCGACAACGGCAACGUCAACCCUGCCUCCGACUUCUUCGACUCCUUCACCACAUCCUCCUCCUUCAUAUCCGUCAGCAACCCCAACGCUGAGUCCCCCCAGGGCCCCCUCCCCCCCGAGCGCCAGCUCUCCUCCUCCGUCUCCUCCACACCCACCCCCGCGUCACAGGAGCCCGGGACCCCCAGCUUCUACUUCGCCCCCGCCCCUGCGCCACCCCCGGAGUCUCCGGCCAAGCCGGGCCCUGCCGAGCCGGCCACGCCCUUCUCCCAGCUGCAGGCGGUCUUCUCGGGCAGCGACGACCCCUUCACCACGGUGCUGAACAUGAGCGAGCUGGACCGCCGGUACGACGCCUGGCUGCCGUCAGAGGACACCCGCAAGGUGCUCAUCUCCGUGGCGACCCAGCAGCACAGCCCCGUGUUCGUCGAGCGGGAGCGCCUCUCCAUGCCGGGGCUGAAGUUCGACAACCUGCAGGGCGAUGCGGUGAAGGACCUGAUGCUCAGGUUCCUGGGCGAGCAGGCAGCCCUGAAGAGGCAGGCCCUGACCGCCAGCUCCGUGGAGCAGUCCUUCCUGGGACUCAAACAGUUAAUCAGCACCAAGAACUGGCGGGCGGCGGUGGACCUGACCGGCAGGCUGCUGACAGCCCACGGCCAGGGCUACGGGAAGAGCGGCCAGCCCACCAGCCACACCACCGACUCCCUGCAGCUCUGGUUCGUUCGGCUGGCCCUGCUCACCAAACUGAGCCUGUUCCAGAAUGCUGAGCUGGAGCUGGAGCCCUUCGGCAACCUGGACCAGCCAGAUCUGUACUACGAGUACUACCCCACGGUGUACCCCGGGCGCCGAGGCUCCAUGGUGCCCUUCUCCAUGCGUGUCCUGCAUGCCGAGCUGCCCCAGUACGUCGGGAAGCCCCAGGAGUCGCUCGACCGGCUGCACAGCAUGAAGAUCGUCUGUCAGAUGAUUCUGGAUAACCUGGAGCAAGGCUUGGCUGAGGAUGGAAGCAUGAUUAACAUAACCCAGGAGAACAGGCAAGCCUCUGUUCAGCUGUGGAGGUCGCGUCUGUGCCGGGUGAUGUACUCCAUGGCAAACUGUCUGCUAAUGAUGAAGGACUACGUGCUCGCCGUGGAGACGUACCACGCCAUCACCCGGUACCAGCCGGAGCAGACCGGCCAGCUGCUCAGUGCCAUCGGGAGGAUAUUCCUGCAGAUCGGGGACAUUAAGACGGCCGAGAAGUACUUCGAGGAGGUGGAGAAAGGCACUCAGUCAAAGGGAAGCGAGCACAGCACGUUCGUUUUGAUGAACAGGGCCUUCGUAUACCUCAGUCAGAAUAACUACGCAGAAGCUCACGCUUCCUUCACAGAAGUUCUGAAAAUUGACCCCAAAAACCCUGUGGCGAACAACAACGCAGCCGUCUGCCUGCUGUACCUGGGCCGGCUGAAGGAGUCCCUGGGCCAGCUGGAGGGUCUGGUGCAGCAGGACCCAGCGCUGUACCUGCACGAGAGCGUCCUGUUCAACCUUACCACCAUGUACGAGCUGGAGUCGUCCCGCAGCACCCAGAAGAAGCAGGCGCUGCUGGAGGCCGUGGCCUGCAGGGAGGGGGACAGCUUCAACACCCAGUGCCUGAAACUGGUGUAAAGCCUGGGGUGGAGGCGCCGAGCAGGGCGCCCGCGUGGAGAGACCUGCCGAGGUAGUGUGUGCGUGUGCGUGCGUACGUGUGUGUGUGUUAGUUACUGGGGAGGAAAGAGGUACAUAUCUUACCAUUUCCUCAGAGUUGCCUAAUGAAGUGAUGUGUGUGUGUGUGCGUGUAUGUGCGUGUGCUAGUUACUGGGGAGGAAAGAGGUACAUAUCUUACCAUUUCCUCAGAGGGUCGCCUAAUGAAGUGAUGUGUGUGUGCGUGUGUCAUUGGGGAAGAUUUACAUGUCUAACCAUUUUCUCUGAGUCAUCUAAUCAAAUGAUGCGUGUGUAUGCAUUUAAGUGUGUGUGUGUAUAUGUGUAUGUGUGUGUGUGUGUGUCACUGGGGAGGAAGAACGUAUACAUCUCGCUACUUCCCUACAGCCACUUAAUGAAGUGUGAAUGUGUGUGUGUAUGUGUGUGUGCGUCACUGGGUAGACAAGAAAAAUACAUCUCAACGCUCUCCCACAGUCACUUAAUGAAGUGUGAAUGUGUGUGUGUUUGUGUGCGUGUGUUUGUGUGUGUGUGCGUGCGCACGCACACCAGGCAGAUAAUGAAAACACAUCUCACUACAUCCUCUCUGCUGAUGGUGGAAUGAUGCGAGUGCUUCGCUCCGAGUUCAGUGCUUUGGUCAGUGCAAGGGGACACAAAGAAUGCAGCCUCUUUCAAACAGGCGAGGGACACCCAGACGCCCUGGACCCCACCAAAAAAGGAAUGUAAAAUAGUUGGUAAAUCCAAAACUGUACAUAUUUUAGUAGGGAAAUCUUGUAAAAUAUUCCUCUGAUGUCUUUUCCACAAUGAUUCGCGUCUGAGAACAAAUAUCAUGGUUUACAUGCCCUGUCUAGCUAGUGGAGUCAUUAAAAACUGUACUGUAUUGCUUUGGAUGUUAGAAA